Messenger RNA from Nymphaea colorata (pocket water lily), 1231 nucleotides. RefSeq names its product lipid phosphate phosphatase 2-like. The record is from RefSeq and is a predicted model, not a curated record. The coding region runs from base 164 to 1033 and encodes 289 amino acids. The transcript has 8 exons. NCBI's taxonomy places the organism in Eukaryota, Viridiplantae, Streptophyta, Magnoliopsida, Nymphaeales, Nymphaeaceae. Gene Ontology annotation, biological process: phospholipid metabolic process. Gene Ontology annotation, molecular function: phosphatidate phosphatase activity.
GAGAGAGUCAGAGAGGGAAGUGACGUUCAAAUUGUGCAAUUCAGUCUCUAUCUGGGCGUCGACGGAACUGGAAUUUCCUCAAAAUCUCCACAGGGUGGAAAGACGACCGAGAGAAGAAUCAGAAGGAAAAGCGCAGAGGGCUGUCUGCUGAUCAGGCAAAGACAUGCCAAAACCUCUGUUGGUUACUCACACAAUUAAAUCACAUGGAGUUCAAGUAGUAAGGUUGCAUAUGCACGAUUGGCUCAUACUUGCACUUCUUAUGGUGUUGGAGUUUGUUUUGUCAGAAAUUGUGCCUCCAUUUCAUCGGUUUGUAGGGAAGGAAAUGAUGGUGGACUUGAAGUAUCCACUCAAGAACAACACUGUACCCUCUUGGACUUUACCUAUAAUUGGAAUUUUGGUGCCUUUUGUCUUCAUCUUUGUGUACUACAUAAUCAGAAGAAAUGUUUAUGAUUUUCAUCAUGCCACACUUGGGCUUCUGUUUGCUGUAUUCUUUACGGGAGUUAUAACAAAUGCUAUUAAGGAUGCCGUUGGUCGACCUCGGCCUGAUUUCUUCUGGCGGUGUUUCCCUGAUGGAAAGGAUGUGUAUGAUCCUCUCACAGGCGGUGUAAUUUGUCAUGGGCAAGAUAAUCUCAUGAAAGAUGGACAUAAGAGUUUCCCUAGUGGACAUACUUCUUGGUCAUUUGCAGGAUUAGGAUUCCUUUCCCUCUACCUGUCUGGAAAAAUUCAAGCAUUUGAUCAGAAAGGUCAUGUAGCAAAACUCUGUAUUGUAUUCCUGCCAUUGCUGAUUGCUGUUCUUGUUGGAAUUUCUCGGGUGGAUGACUAUCGGCAUCACUGGCAUGAUGUUUUUGCUGGUGGCUUUCUAGGUAUGACAGUUGCUACCUUUUGUUAUUUGCAGUUCUUCCCAGCCCCAUAUCAUUCACAUGGUUGGGUACCAUAUGCAUAUCUCCAGUUGUUGGAAGGUUUAGGAAGGAACCGGGAAGAAUCAGAUUCUGACUACAUCCCUUUACAACUAACAGAAGUUGGAACUUCGUAACAACAUUCACAGCAUAAAAAAUCAAGAGAAUCUGGCACAAAUGCCAGUUCAUAUGAGGAAGACGGUAGAAUUUGAAUUCUGGUUUCUUCUUUCCCCUUUUCUGCUUGUGAGUCUGUUAAGCUCCUUCUAAAUGCUUGUUAUGGCUUCACAUUCUGGUUUCAGUGCCUAUGAAAAUGUAUAUGCAAUUUUCCAAGUUAA